Messenger RNA from Pimephales promelas (fathead minnow), 5608 nucleotides. Its product is annotated as nuclear factor 7, ovary. Lineage: Eukaryota; Metazoa; Chordata; Actinopteri; Cypriniformes; Leuciscidae. The record is from RefSeq and is a predicted model, not a curated record. Gene Ontology annotation, molecular function: zinc ion binding; protein binding.
ACGUGACUGUCCCAUUUCACUGCUUUCUGUCACCGUGACUGUCUCGACAAACAAGAAAAUAGCAAUCAUCGAUCACGAAGAACAAAGACCAACAGGGAGGAUUUUUUAAAAGAGGUUAUUUCUGAUCAGACAGCAGAUCUUUGUGAUUAUCUUGGCUGUUCAGUUUUGAAACCGUAACCAGGAAGUGAAAUAAAGGUUAGAUUGCUGGAGCCCAAAUAAAGAAAAUGGAUUCACGGUCUGUGGAAGAACUUUCUUGCGCUUUACACAGUGAGAAACUCGAUUUCUUCUGUGUGGAGGACAAACAGCCUGCGUGUUUAAUGUGUAGAGAUUCACAGAAACACGACAAUCACACAUUCAGACCCAUCAGUGAAGUGGUUCCGUCAUACAAGAAGGAGCUCAGUUCGGCACUGAAAUCCUCACGGGGGAAGCUUAAACACAGCGAAGACAUUAAAGAAAAGUGUGUGGAAACUCUUCAGCACAUCAAGUCUCAAGCUGAGCGCACGGAGCGGCAGAUUAAACAGGAGUUUAAGAAGCUUCAUCGUUAUCUCCGAGAUGAAGAAGAAGCUACAAUCAAUGCACUGAGGGAGGAAGAGGAGCAGAAGAACCAGAUGAUGAAGGAGAAGCUGGAGGAGAUGGAGAGACACAUCUCAGAUCUUUCACACACAAUCCAAGACAUGGAGGAGAUGAUGACAGCCAAUGAUAUCUGCUUUUUAAAGAAGUUUCCAGUCCCAAUGGAAAGAGACCAGAGUUCAGAGCCGGAUCCACAGAUGGCGUCUGGAUCUUUGAUUCAUGUCCCACAUUACUUGGGAAACCUGCCGUUCAGAGUGUGGAAGAAGAUGCAGGACAUCGUCCAAAACACUCCUGUGAUUCUGGAUCCAAACACGGCUCAUCCAUGCCUCAUCCUGUCUGAUGAUCUGACUCGAGUCAAACAGGGCGGGAACAAACAACUGCUUCCUGAUAAUCCAGAGAGAUUUGACCUCUUUCCGUGUGUUCUGGGUUCAGAGGGCUUUAACUCGGGAACACACUGCUGGGACGUGGAGGUUAAAAAGAGUUCACGUUGGAGACUUGGAAUAACCACAGCAUCAAACCAGAGGAAGGGAGGUGAUUUCUUUAACACUGAUGUCUGGAGUGUGCAGUACGGACUGGUUGAGGAGUCUGGUUAUCUGGUUAAACAGAAGCUUGAUCGUGUCAGAGUUGAUCUGGAUUAUGACAGAGGAAUGGUGUCGUUUUCUGAUCCUGUAUCUAACGCAUAUCUACACUCACUCACAACCACCUUCAAUGAGACAGUCUAUCCGUUCUUUUAUAGUUUUUUCCCUCUGAGGAUCUUAUCGCCCGAUAGUCAGUAAACGUCACGUUUGGAUCGACCUGCUUUUAUCUUUUACGGUCAUCAUGUUUCCAGUAUUUAAUCCGUAGAACAUGAGUAAGAGUGCUGUUGAUCUGAAUAUCAGUACGGCUGUGAUUGGGAUCACAUGACUGAUAUCCUGCGCUACAGCAACACUGACAAUGUCGUAUUGCUUUUAUACAAAAGAUCAAUAAACAAGAAGUUAACAUCGAGUAACUUUUUCUGACAGAAUAUGACCAGAUGUUUUGUUCGAAAUAAAGCAGGAUAAAACUGCCUACAACAACACCAAAACCAUAUAAGUCCAUACAAGCUGCGAAUGCUCUGCAUACCAAAGCCGUUACUGGACUUGCUAAUUAAUAUUACCACUAUACAUCUCUAUACCUACCCUUGUUUAAGGUGUACCAUAAAACUUACACGAUUGAGUUUUUGUAAUGCGUAUGUAACUGUUGGGUAAGCGGAUCCACAGCAGUUUUGCCGCCUACGCUCUGUGUAUCGUCAUCAUUCCGCGUUCUCAUUGGUUUUCUGGCAUAUAUACAGGGAAACCUAUCCGUGAAUUGCUUUCCCAAGAGCUCAAUCAAUGAAAAUCACAUUAUAUUUGAUACGAAACUAACUAGACUAAAUCAACAUAAACUAUUUUCAUAGCAUUUCAUUUUUGUCCAUAGGGAAUUUAAGUUCUUAUGAAAACGCAUAAACCGUUAAAGACCGACCUCUACCGUAACUAUUCGAGGUUGUCAAUGAAUCGACAGUAUGCGUUUGUUAGUCAUCGAUUUGCAUUUCAACUUAUUUUUAUUUAUUAUUCUCAUAUUAUUUAUAAUAGGGUACUUGUAUUUACUAUAUUGUACUUAUUAUUAAUUCUCAAGUUUAAAAAAAUGUGUCUGGCAUACAUUUAAAGUGACAACUGGCGUUGUUUCUUAUUUGUUUUGAUAUAGUGUCCCAAGCCGAUGCCAUUUAAUGGUUUCUGCGACACUCGUGGCACCUAGCGGAAAUACAAAAAUACUGCAUAUUUUGCGCGAUUUACGCCUCCCCAUCUCGAUCACAGCUCUUACGGUGCUUGUGAAGGCAUGUCUCAGGUAAAUGUCGGCUGUUUCAAUAAAAGGUCCAACAUAUUAGGAAUACUUUUAGCUGUGUUGCUAUGUGUCAUGAGAGUUAGCAAUUGAGUAGCUAACACUGUCUAGAGCGAACGCGAACGUCUCGCUCAUUAUAAACCCAUCCAAUGUGUCUGAACCAAGCAUGUUUUAUUUAUAUUUUUUACAGUUUUUAGUCACAAAAGCUCUUCAAUUCCACCAAAAAACAUGAGUAAAUACUCCUUGACAACAAUUGACUCAACCACUUUCUUAUAUGGAUGGCGUUUUGCUUGAUAAACGUUGCAUAUCGCCGCCAAAAUUAGACUGAGAUUGUGUGCGAAGGAAUUACCAAUGACAUAAACCUACGGUACUGUAUGUAAUUUUAAUAAACACAACUACUUCAAACACAAAAAUAUAAAUAAUGAAAUGUCUGCCUGAUGGAGACUUGCCAUUGGCUGUUGUGUUUGCAUAGUUAAUGAGGCAGGUCUAUGCAAGAGGGGAUUUUUUUAAUAGUCAUUUGUAAAUAUAUUUGUUUUAAGUUUUGUUUUGUGUAAUGGAUGCAGUAAUGCGUUAAAUAUGAAUUUUCUCUUAAAAGAUGGUGUUAUUUAAAGAUACCAUUGUAGAGAUUUGUGUUCCUGUGAGCUAAUCGGUGAUGAAUCUCUUUUUGGUUUAAGGCAUUUGAUUUGAACUUCAAUAGAAUUGACUUUACUUACUUUACAUCAUAACAAAAUCAGGAAUAAUACAAUAUUGUGAUUGUUAUUAGACAUUACAUUUUUUUAUGACUCUGAGCCUUAAAAUUCCCAUUAAUAAAACACACUUUAGCAUGACUGUCCAAUUUAGGCCCGUUUAGCGAGUACAUUACCUUUAAAAACAUGAGUAGCAAUCAAUUGUUUCGUAGAUGUUGCGAUGCCUAUUUUACAGAGGAAAAUGUCAAGAGAAACAGCCGUGAACUAUUUAUAUAUUAUAUCAGAAUUGAAUAAGAAAGACGGUAGGUCUACUCUUUAUUGAAUUCAUCUCAUUACAAUGAUCGUGUGACGAUGCUAAACACCGUGAUCAUUGAACGGGAAAUAAAUACAAUACAUACAAAAAUAGAUGCAAAACUGUACACUGAUGUGUUUAUUCUUGAUACGAGUUUUUAAUGGUUUAGAAUUAGUUUAAUGAUUAUGUACUCAAAUUUGGUUUAUCAUGGAAAACCAAUUCAAUUCAACUACAAAGUUGGCACGAGGGUUGUACAAUGUAAUUCCAAACUAAAGUUACUAUGACUGUUAUUUAUUUCUAAAGUAAGCUACAAGUAGGAUAAAAAGUGAGCAAUUUUAGUCGUUUCCUGAGUUGGAGUCCGCUAGAAUACUUUAAAGCUGUUUCCAUCUAAAAUUGCGAACUUAACUUAUGCGUAAAAUUGAAAUAUCGCAAAAAAAAAAACAUUUGUAAAUAAAGCACCAUUUCCAUCCAGUGAGUCGAAGAGAACAAAAUCGUCACUUUCUGAUAAACUGGCGCUAAAUAUUACCAAGAAAACUAGGAGAAGCCACUGUAUAUAAUAUUUUUUGUAUAUAAUAAAUUACUUGUGCCUAAACGCGGUCCUGUUAUGUUGCUUUCGGAGGCGGAUGCCUGCUGUUUGGAAAUGCAGUCAUGUAAAGGCCCUGAUAUACUUCAAGCGAAAUCGUAAAAUGAACUUAUGUAAUUUUAAACAAAAUCAGGACAAAAUGAACUUCGUUUUGGGAGUUUGAAACACUUUCGGGAAAGUUCGCUAUGGCUGGUGAACACCUUUGUGCUGCCAUUGGUCUGUGGUGAUGAUGUAAUAGGUGGGCGUGGCUCUGAGGCUCCGCCUUCUUCGAUGUAGAAAUCUUCUCCAGUUAAUUUCUCUUGUUCAGUCCGUCGAGGUCAGACGUCUGCGAGUGAAAACGUGAACACACUGGAGAUAUGCUUUUUAGUAGAAAUUUAAUUCUGUUAUGAAAACACUGACACUGUUUUUCAUGUUUAAUACUGUAAAACUGCUUGAUUUUAAGCAAUCUAUUGUACAAAGUGCUGUAUAAAUAAACGUGACGUGACUUUACUGGAGUGUCAAAUUGCAGAGCUCUUGCAAACAUAACCACUUUGACAACAGAGUUUGCUCGGGUAUUUCGGUCCGCUGGUUGGGCCAGAUAUGCCGUCCCACCGCGCAAAGUCACCAUUACUUUUUUGAUGCACAUCGAGGAAUUUAUUCGGUAAAUUAAUUCCCAUUGUAGUUUAUAGUUUAUGCGCAUGUUUUCUUAUCAGAUAAUAAAUUUCCGUCUCAUUUAAGAGCAUAUGUUUUUUUUAUAUGCAUUUUUUUUUAAAUUCAUGUGCAUUUUUUAAAUUUAUGUGCAUCUUGCUGUUUCCAUCCAGCGGGUUUUUUAUGCGAUUCCUAAAAUGCACAUAAAAAUUGGUGGAUGGAAACAUAGCUAUUGAUCAAACUAUAGAAACAGUGUUUGAUUCUUUUAGUAAGCUCACUGGAUGACCAUAUGAAUAGGUGGGCACUGCCACCCAAAACCCCCAUUGGUGAUGAGCCUGUUUCUUUAUUUGUGAAAAUACUAUAAUAGGUGAGUAUUUGUUUCUGAUUCUCACGUCCGGUGUAUAGAGGGUGUAAAAUACAUGUGUAAAACUUUAAAACAACCUAAAGUAAUUGGGAUUUAGUGAUGCUUAUAGUCGAGAGAGAAAUUAAAUGUGGCGUAGUUCAUCUUAUCCCUUUACCAUGGUUGUCUUAAAUGGAGCACUAAUGUUUUUUUUAUUAUACAAAAAUAAAAUGUUUUUUUUAAUACUCCAGUUGAAGGCAAAGCUAAAAAAGCAUGUCUCUGCUUUUGUGUUAUUUUGUUGUGCUAUUUAGUUCAGAAGCAAGUGGGUGGUUAAAAUCUUCUCUAUUCUGUAAUUGACUUUAAAUUAGAGACUUGAGCACCAGGACUGUCUCUUUCCAUCACUUGGAUAAUAAUAUUGAUCAGCUGAAAUGAUCAAUUUGAUUUCACAAUUGUAAAUGGUUCUGUUUUAAAAUGAUAUUUCUGUGGUUUGAGAGAGUUUGCUGUUCAUAUAUUCAUUGUUUAUUUCUAGAGUGGAAUUUAAAGGUGCUGUAUGUAAUUUGUUUUGGACUGUACUACAUCAUAAAAAUGCUAUAAUAUGUAUGGAGAGAUUUAGGAAACAUGGUAAGUUCAAAUACUUGUUUUUUCUGAAAAACAAUGAUAUUCUUUGAAAUGUG